AUGGCGGUGUCACCUUCAAGUGCCGGCACUCCCCCACAUAUGGCGACAACCACCCUCAAGGUAGAGGGCAUGACUUGCGGGGCAUGCACAUCGGCUGUGGAAAGCGCCUUCAGCGGCGUCGAUGGAGCUGGCGAAGUGUCUGUUAGUCUCGUCAUGGGCCGGGCGGUCGUUCAUCACGAUCCAACGACAUUAUCGCCCUCUCAGGUUGCCGCGCUGGUGGAAGACAAAGGGUUUGACGCCGAGGUUUUGUCGACCGAUAUGCCUCAGAGUACAGCCGAUGGCAGUAGUUUGCCGACGACGUCGGUCACGACGAUUGCGAUAGAAGGAAUGACUUGUGGGGCCUGCACUUCCGCCGUCGAAGGAGGAUUGACAAAUGUCCCCGGUAUUCAGUCUGUCAAUGUGUCGCUUCUCUCAGAGCGCGCAGUCGUCGAGCACGACGCCUCGGUUGUGCCGCCUGCGCAGAUCGCAGAGAUCAUUGAAGAUCGUGGCUUUGGCGCAACUGUGCUUGAUACACAAUUAAACCAGCCGACGGAUGGGCAAGACACGGCGACCCAGUCCCAAAACAUGUCUACAACGGUGGCUAUAGAAGGCAUGACCUGUGGCGCUUGCACGUCUAGCGUGACAAAUGCUUUUAGUAGUGUCGAAGGAGUUGUACAGUUUGACAUUAGUCUCCUUGCCGAACGCGCCGUUGUAGUCCAUGAUCCUCAGAUGUUGCCUGCGGACAAAAUCGCGUCCAUGAUUGAAGACGUGGGUUUUGACGCUCGCAUUGUGUCUUCUACACCGCAGACAGGCGUCGUCUCAAAAACAUCAAAACCCCUACGUCUUACGUUGUAUGGUCUUCAAGAUACGGCGUCUGCGAUCGCCUUGGAAGAGCUCCUAUCGCAAAGAGCGGGCAUAAAUUCAGCUUCAAUAGACUUCAUUACCUCCCGUGCAACCAUCCUUCAUAAUCCGGCAGUUAUUGGAAUUCGAUCUGUGGCUGAAGCAAUCGAAGAAGCUGGAUACAACGCAUUAUUGACCGAGUCCGACGACAACAACGCCCAGCUUGAAUCUCUCGCUAAAACAAAGGAAAUCCAGGAAUGGAAGAGGGCUUUUUUCACUUCGUUGUCGUUUGCGGUGCCAGUUACCCUGAUAACGAUGAUCUUCCCAAUGUGCAUACCGUUCCUCGACUUUGGCAGCACUCGUCUUUUCCCUGGCCUGUAUCUCGGCGAUGUGAUUGCCUUGGGCCUGACGCUCCCCAUCCAGUUUGGUGUUGGUAAUCGCUUCUACAAAAGUAGCUUCAAGUCUCUGAAACACGGCGCUCCGACCAUGGAUGUUCUUGUCAUGCUCGGUACUUCUGCGGCAUUCUUUUUCAGCGUAUUUACCAUGCUUGUGGCUAUUUUUGGCAGUGGACACGAGCGCCCGAGUACUGUGUUUGACACUAGCACUAUGCUUAUCACAUUCAUCACCCUUGGCCGAUGGCUAGAGAACCGAGCCAAGGGCCAAACGUCCAAGGCUCUCUCUCGACUGAUGUCUCUGGCGCCUUCAAUGGCCACUAUCUAUGAAGAUCCAAUUGCAGCGGAAAAAGCGGCCGAGGAAUGGAAUGAGAAAGGUGACCGCGAGCCCGCAUCUCAGACAGCAAACACUGGCCUGAGAUCUGUCCCCACAGAACUUCUUCAAGUUGGAGAUAUUAUUCUUUUGCGACCCGGUGACAAGGUUUCUGCUGAUGGGGUUGUCAUUCGUGGAAGAAGCUACCUAGACGAGAGCAUGAUCACGGGAGAAGCUAUUCCAAUCAACAAGAAAAAGGGCAGCACAGUGAUUGCCGGCACAGUCAACGGUGCGGGUUCUUUGGACUUUAAAGUUACUCGAACCGGCAGCGACACUCAGCUGAGCCAGAUCAUCAAACUGGUCCAGGAUGCGCAGACAAGCCGUGCUCCAAUCCAGCGCAUGGCCGAUAUUGUUGCGGGAUACUUUGUGCCAAUCAUCAUUGCCCUGGGUCUGUUUACGUUUACGGGCUGGAUGAUCUUGAGCCAUAUACUGCCGCAUCCGCCCAAGAUUUUCAUUGCUCCAAGCAACGGAGGCAAAGUGAUGGUCUGUCUCAAGCUUUGUAUUUCGGUGAUUGUCUUUGCGUGUCCGUGUGCUCUCGGCUUGAGUACGCCCACGGCUGUGAUGGUAGGUACUGGAGUUGGUGCUGAACAUGGGAUUCUCGUCAAGGGAGGCGCAGCACUCGAAGCCGCCACGAAAAUCAACCACGUCGUGCUGGACAAGACAGGGACGCUGACAGAAGGCAAGAUGAGUGUUGCCGAGGCCAAGCUGGAGCCGACAUGGACCUCCAACGACUGGCGCCGCAAGCUAUGGUGGCAGAUUGUCGGACUGGCCGAAACGAACAGCGAACAUCCCGUGGCGAGAGCUAUUGUCGCGGCAGCCAAGAAGGAAACAGGCGUCGAGAGUGAGGAUCCCUUGGAUGGAAGUAUAGGCACUUUCGAUGUCGUCGUCGGCAAGGGCAUAUCCGCUAUGGUCGAACCGACGUCGGCCGUUGAACGAACCCGUUAUCGAGUGCUACUAGGAAACGCAGUGUUCCUCCGUGGCAGCGGAGUUACUGUUCCGGAAUCUGCUACUAUAGAAGCUACGGAUGAACCGAUUGUUUCUUCCAAGUCCGAUGAAUCCGCAGGGUUUACGCAGAUCCAUGUCGCCAUUGACGGUCACUACACUGGUACUAUUUCUCUACGAGACGCACUCAAGGCAACAUCGGUAGCAGCCAUUGCAGCCCUCAAAAAGAUGGGGAUGAACAUCUCCCUCGUCACAGGCGACACGUACGCAGCGGCACUAUCAGUUGCCCGGGCAGUUGGCAUCCCCAGCGAUGCGAUCAAAGCCGGAGUGUCCCCCAACGAAAAGAAAGAAAUCGUCGAAUCCUUCCAAGCAGACGGAGACCGCGUAGCCAUGGUGGGCGACGGCAUCAACGACUCUCCGGCACUGGCCACCGCAACCAUCGGCAUCGCGCUGGCUUCCGGUACAGACGUAGCCAUGGAAGCCGCGGAUAUAGUCAUCAUGCGAUCUGACGAUCUGCUCGCGGUGCCCGCGGGUUUAUCUCUUGCGCGCACCAUUUUCAACCGCAUCAAACUGAACCUGGUAUGGGCGUGCGUGUACAACAUCAUCGGGCUCCCCUUUGCCAUGGGCGUUUUCCUACCCUUUGGCGGCAUCGCCCUCCCGCCCAUGGCCGCCGGUGCCGCAAUGGCUUUGUCCAGCGUGUCUGUUGUUGGAAGCAGUCUACUACUCAAAUUCUGGCAGCGGCCCAAGUGGAUGAACGCGGCGCGUCUCGAAAAGGAAGUCGAAAUGGGUUUGGUUCAGUCGAACGGAAAAGGCUUGUGGAAGGAGAACCUGGUUUCUGGUAGUGCUGGUGCUGUCUCGCUUGCGCGUGCUGUGCUGGCAAAAACUGUGUUUGGGAAACGGUCGGUGCAGGCCAGGGAGGAGGAAGGAUAUGUGCCUCUGCAGACUGUAGAGCAUUAG
Talaromyces rugulosus is the source of this 3483-nucleotide messenger RNA. RefSeq lists its product as uncharacterized. The record is from RefSeq and is a predicted model, not a curated record. The coding region runs from base 1 to 3483 and encodes 1160 amino acids. Gene Ontology annotation, molecular function: ATP hydrolysis activity; copper ion binding; P-type divalent copper transporter activity. The transcript has a single exon. NCBI's taxonomy places the organism in Eukaryota, Fungi, Ascomycota, Eurotiomycetes, Eurotiales, Trichocomaceae. Gene Ontology annotation, biological process: monoatomic cation transport; copper ion homeostasis. Gene Ontology annotation, cellular component: membrane.